Molecule: messenger RNA, 1660 nt
Organism: Vombatus ursinus (common wombat)
Lineage: Eukaryota; Metazoa; Chordata; Mammalia; Diprotodontia; Vombatidae
Gene: FAXC
Product: failed axon connections homolog, metaxin like GST domain containing
Exons: 6
Coding region: 1-1221 (406 amino acids)
Cellular component (GO): cytoplasm
Source: RefSeq, a predicted model, not a curated record
AUGCACUGGGGGAUUGGCUUUGCCUCGUCCAGGUCGUGUGUGGUGGAUCUGAGCCGGAACCAGAGCAUCUCCUUCGGCUUGUGGGCCGCAUCUGAGGAACCCUAUACCUUUUAUGGGGACAUCAUCGCUUUCCCUUUGCAGGAUUACGGAGGGAUCAUGGCAGGGUUGGGUUCGGAUUCCUGGUGGAAGAAAACCCUGUACUUGACUGGGGGAGCCCUGCUGGCUGCAGCGGCGUACCUGCUCCACGAGCUCCUGGCCAUUAGGAAAGAGCAAGAGGUUGACUCCAAAGAUGCUAUUAUUUUGCAUCAGUUCUCAAGGCCAAACAAUGGUGUCCCCAGUUUGUCUCCUUUCUGUUUGAAAAUGGAAACUUAUUUAAGGAUGGCCGACUUACCUUACCAGAACUAUUUUGAUGGAAAGCUUUCCCCUCAAGGGAAAAUGCCUUGGAUUGAAUACAAUCAGGAAAAAGUGUCUGGCACAGAAUUCAUCAUUGACUUUUUGGAAGAGAAACUUGGAGUGAACUUAAAUAAAAACCUUGGCCCCCACGAAAGAGCAGUGUCCAGAGCCGUGACCAAGAUGGUGGAGGAGCACUUCUAUUGGACAUUAGCUUAUUGCCAGUGGGUCGACAAUCUCCAUGAGACACAGAAGAUGCUUUCUCUUAGUGGUCCCUUUAGUGACCUGCUCAAGUGGAUUCUCUGCCACCUAACGAAGGGCAUUGUGAAGCGAGAAAUGUAUGGCCAUGGCAUUGGUCGCUUCUCUGAGGAAGAAAUCUACAUGCUGAUGGAGAAAGACAUGCGAUCUUUAGCAGGGCUUUUGGGUGAUAAAAAGUACAUUAUGGGACCAAAAUUUUCCACUCUUGAUGCCACUGUCUUUGGACACUUGGCACAGGCAAUGUGGACCUUGCCGGGGACAAGGCCCGAGAGACUAAUCAAAGGAGAACUGAUUAACCUUGCCAUGUAUUGUGAAAGAAUAAGGAGGAAAUUCUGGCCAGAGUGGCACCAUGAUGACGACAAUACCAUCUAUGAGUCUGAGGAAAGCAGUGAAGGCAGCAAGACCCACACCCCACUGCCGGAUUUCAGCUUUUAUUCAAGGACAGAAACCUUUGAUGAUGAAGGGGCAGAGAACAGUAUAUCCCGGACGCCUGACACAGACUUCACUGGACACUCCCUCUUUGAUUCUGAUGUGGAUAUGGAUGACUAUACAGACCAUGAACAAUGCAAAUGAUGCCCAGGCAUACCGGCCCUCCUUUCUCAGAGCUGUCACCUCUUGGGGUCAGUCCAGUGUUCCCAGGUAGAGCACCACACCCUCCAGGGAGGGAGAGCUCCUGGUAUGUGGUACAUACAGUUCUCCCAUGUCAACUGGACUAGGUCAGCCUUAUUUCUUUUUGUAACAAAAGACCAAGACAACACAGACGAAACCCACAAAUAGCAGAAAACAAAGCUGUUCAGCUGGCUCCAUGUAAAACACAAAACGGCCAACAAAGUCAGCAUGGUUCCUGAAAUCCAUUUUUGUUUUCAUGAGAAAACUAGUAUCUCAGUCAAUUUGGGUGGAGCCCUGGGUGCAGGGAGAACAGAGAGAUGGGCCUACAGGAAAGUACACGCGAUGAGCCUCUUUAAAAAAAGAGGCCAAAGGCUUAGUUGAAAGAGGAGUCCUUGAAAUUCUU